Corythoichthys intestinalis (scribbled pipefish) is the source of this 3159-nucleotide messenger RNA. RefSeq names its product TM2 domain containing 1 (gene tm2d1). The record is from RefSeq and is a predicted model, not a curated record. Bases 45 to 632 code for a protein of 195 amino acids. The transcript is spliced from 5 exons. Lineage: Eukaryota; Metazoa; Chordata; Actinopteri; Syngnathiformes; Syngnathidae.
CGACGUCUUUGAAGGUAUCGCACGGUGAUGUCAAUGAAGCUGCCAUGGCGCUGGCUUGUUUGCGACGAAGCUUGUUGACGUUUUUGUUGUUUUUCUCGUGUUUUGUCUCAUUUUAUCGGACGCUCGUCACGGCGGAGGAAGUCGACAGCUGUGAGCACCUGAGACUCGGCCAGUAUUUGUGUCGAGAGCCAAAGAUCGACGAUAACACGCAGGAGCCGGAAAACUGCCGAGAUGCCGUCGCACGGGUGGAGUGUCUCCCGGCGCCAAACGUGACCUGCCGGCUUUCCAACGGCACGGAAUUCCGCUUCAGUGGCGAGGAGGUGGGAUUUCAUCAAACUGUUCCCUGUAGGAACGUGAGCGGCUACUCGUACAAGGUGGCGGUGGCGCUGUCGCUGUUCCUGGGCUGGCUGGGCGCCGACCGCUUCUACCUGGGCUACCCGGCCCUCGGCGUGCUCAAGUUCUGCACCGUGGGCUUCUGCGGCAUCGGGACGCUGCUGGACUUUGUCCUCAUCGCCAUGCAGAUGGUGGGCCCGUCGGACGGCUCCGACUACAUCGUGGACUACUACGGCGCCCGCCUCAGCCGCCUGGCCAUCACCGAGGACACCUACAGGAAGCCCCACCUCUCCCUCUGACCGCGUUAGAAACAAAUUCCACUUUCUUUUUUCUUAUUCGUCGAAGGGAAAAGAACGUUAACAUUCACGGUCACGCGUUUAAACAUCCACGACCUUCAACGUGCCGCACAUGCAUUUCAAACAGCCUAUUCGUCAAUCAUUGGUUUCUUUAACCCUUUAUUGAAUGUCAAUGGCAGCCCAUGAGUUCAAUUAAAAAAAAAAAGCCCCCAAAUUAACAACAGGAACUCACCAGUAAAUUUCCCAAAAUAAACAGGAAGUGACCCAAAAUGAACAGGUAGUGAUCUGGGAAUGUCCAAAAUUACCAGGAAGUGACCUAGGAAUACCACAAAAUCAACUUGGAGGUGACCUGGGAAUGUCCACUUAACAGGAAGUGAUGUGGGAAUGCUCCAAAAUCAGCCAGGAAGUGGCAUGGGAAUGUCCAAAAUCAACAUGAGGUGACCUAGGAGUGCCCCAACAUCAUUAGGAAGUGACUUAGGAAUGUCCAAAAUCAACAGGAAGUGACAUGGGAAUGCCCCUUAAUCAACAGGAAGGGACACAAAAGGAAGUGACCUCGGAGUGCCCCUAAAUCAACAGGAAGUGACCUAGGAAUACCCCAAAACCAACCAGGAAGUGAUCUGGGAAUGUCCGAAAUCAACAUGAGGUGACCUAGGAGUGCCCCAACAUCAUUAGGAAGUGACUUAGGAAUGCCCCAAAAUCAACCAGGAAGUGACCUGGGAAUGUCCAAAAUCAACAGGAAGUGACAUGGGAAUGCCCCUUAAUCAACAGGAAGGGACACAAAAGGAAGUGACCUCGGAGUGCCUCUAAAUCAACAGGAAGUGACCUAGGAAUACCCCAAAACCAACCAGGAAGUGAUCUGGGAAUGUCCAAAAUCAACAGGAAGUGACCAAGGAGUGCCCCAAAAUGAACAGGUAGUGAUCUGGGAAUGUGAAAAAUUUAAUGGAAGUGACCUAGGAAUGCCCCAAAAUAAACAGGAAUUGACAUAGGAAUGCCCCAAAAUCAACAGGAAGUGACCCAAAAUCAACAGGAAGUGACCAAGGAGUGCCCCAAAAUGAACAGGUAGUGAUCUGAGAAUGUCAAAAAUUAACAGGGAGUGACCUAGGAAUGCCCCAAAAUCAACAGGAAGUGACUCAAAUCAACAGGAAUUGACCUAGGUAUGCCCCAAAAUCAACAGGAAGUGACCCAAAAUCAACAAGUGACCCAAAAUCAACAGGAAGUGACCAAGGAAUGCUCCAAAAUGAACAGGUAGUGAUCUGAGAAUGUUAAAAAAAUGAAUGGAAGUGACCUAGGUUUGCCCCCCAAAAUCAACAGGAAGUGACCCAAAAUCAACAAGAAGUGACCCAAAAUCAACAGGAAUUGACCUAGGUAUACCCCAAAAUCAACAGGAAGUGACCCAAAAUCAACAAGAAGUGACCCAUAAUCAACAGGAAGUGACCAAGGAAUGCGCCAAAAUGAACAGGUAGUGAUCUGAGAAUGUCAAAAAAUAAAUGGAAGUGAUGUAGGUUUGCCCCAAAAUCAACAGGAAGUGACCCAAAAUCAACAGGAAUUGACCUAGGUUUGCCCCAAAAUCAACAGGAAGUGACCCAAAAUCAACAAGAAGUGAUCCAAAAUCAACAGGAAGUGACCAAGGAGUGCCCCAAAAUGAACAGGUAGUGAUCUGAGAAUGUCAAAAAUUAACAGGAAGUGACCUAGAAAUGCCUCAAAAUCAAGAGGAAGUGACCCAAAAUCAACAGGAAGUGACCCCAAAUAACAGGAAGUGACCUAAGAUUAACAGGAAGUGACUUAGGAAUGCCCCAAAAUAAACAGGAAGUGACCCAAAAUCAACAGGAAGUGACUCGAAAUCAACAGGAAGUGACCUAGGAAUGCCCCAAAAUCAUUAAGAAGUGACUCAAUAUAAACAGGAAGUGACCUAAAAUGCACAAGAAGUAAUGUGGAAAUGUCCCAAAAGCAGCAAAACGUGACCCAAACGCAACAGGAAGUGACUUAAAAUCUGGGGAUGAGAAUGAUUGGUUUGGGGGAAUUUGUUCCUAUUGAGUCAUUUUUAGGUCACUUCCCGUUGAUUCUGGCACAUUUCCGUGUCGAUUUUGCAUCAUUUCUGGAUGACGACUUGUGUAUUUUGGGUCACUUCCUGUAUCUUUUGGGUCAUUUCUCCCCCAGUUUUUAAAAUGUGUAUUUAAUUGUAUGUAAAUAACUGAUUUUCUAGGAAGCCUUUAUUUUGGAACUCUCGGUCCACCAUUGACGACACUCGAUGUCCAAUCCAUUUGAACUGGAUGAACUGUCCACGGCAGCCAAUGAGUUGAGGCCAAAAUGAACAGGAAGUGAGCUAAAAACUAGAGUAAGUGACCCAAUUUUGUCCUUUGGAAAGCAUAGCGGAUGAGAGAAGGAGCUUGUGUAAAUAGUUCAGUUUGUCAAAAAUAUUGAGAAAAUGUGAAGUAUUCACAUGCUAUGUGGUUAUUUUAUUUAUUUAUUUGAUACUUCUACUCUGUGCAUUUGUGGAGUGGCAAAAUUCAAUAAAGAUUGAGUGAAUGUG